Molecule: messenger RNA, 222 nt
Organism: Ogataea parapolymorpha DL-1
Lineage: Eukaryota; Fungi; Ascomycota; Pichiomycetes; Pichiales; Pichiaceae
Exons: 2
Coding region: 1-222 (73 amino acids)
Cellular component (GO): cytoplasm
Source: RefSeq, a predicted model, not a curated record
AUGGCUUUCUUCUCUAAAGCAAUACACAUCUCCGUGGACCUGGCCCUGCUCGCCGGCUUUCUCGCCGGCAUCAAGAAAAAUACUGGGAUCGAGCCCAACGUGAAGCUUCUCAACCAACCGGAGCUCGAGAAAUACGCGUACAAAUAUUUGGAGCUUGGCGACUACUUGUACAAUCAGAGCGCCGAGUUCAUGUCCAGCUCUUACUUUUUCAGAAGAAAGUGA